ACUCUUUAUCUAGCGUCUUCCCGCGCGUCAGCCUUCCUGUUCUCCCUGCUCCGCCGAACUUGGCGUGUCAGUCUUUUCACUUUGAAAGGAUUCAAAUUCACCACCAUGUCUUCUGAAGAAGGAAAACUCUUCGUGGGAGGACUGAACUUUAACACUGAUGAGCAGGCACUUGAAGACCACUUCAGUAGCUUCGGGCCUAUUUCUGAAGUGGUUGUUGUCAAGGACAGGGAGACUCAACGAUCCCGAGGUUUUGGCUUCAUAACCUUCACCAACCCAGAACAUGCCUCAGAUGCCAUGAGAGCCAUGAAUGGAGAGUCUCUGGAUGGUCGCCAGAUCCGAGUGGACCAUGCAGGCAAGUCUGCCCGGGGCACCAGAGGAGGGGGCGCCUUUGGGGGCCAUGGGCGUGGUCGCAGCUACUCUAGAGGUGGCGGGGACCAGGGAUAUGGGAGUGGCAGAUAUGAUAGUCGGCCUGGAGGAUAUGGAUAUGGAUAUGGACGCUCCAGAGACUAUAGUGGCAGAAGCCAGGGUGGUUAUGACCGCUACUCAGGAGGAAAUUACAGAGACAAUUACGAUAACUGAGAUGAGACAUGCACACGUAUGUAGAUACACAAGGAAUAACACUUCUGAUCCAGGAUCGUCCUUCCAAAUUGCUGUAUUUAUAAAGAUUUUUGGAGCUGCGUUGAAACAUCUGUUUUAGUACAUCAAGUUAUAUUUUUUAAUUCAUUGAGCUCCCAAGGUAGCCUGUUGUUAAAUACCUUUCAGAAAGCUCCAUGCAUUUUUUUCCCAUUCAAAAACAAAUUAAAACAAAUUUUUAGAAUCCAGGUAUUUUUAUCUUUUUAUCAGGUUUUUUUUGUUAGAGCUCUCAGGAUUAUUCCUUCUGACCAAAAAGAUUGGCCAGACUGAUUUUUAAAACUAAUAAUCACAUGUAUUUGGGGACGUUUUUAAAACCUGUAUACAAUGUUUAUCAUGGCCAGGAAGUGAUUUCUAAAUGUAUCUAUCAGCAGUCUGCAUCAUCAAGGACAUAAUUAGCUUACAGAUUUUUUAAAUUCAAUAUCACCACCUUGAUUAUAUAGAAAAGCUCCUUAAAAAUGUUUGUGAAUGUCAUUUUAUAAUACUGGAAGAAAAAAGAUAUUCUGUUGUGUCUCAUGUAGUGUUUAGGAUGUCCUUCAUGGAGCUGAUUAAAAGAUGAAAUCUGAAUACAAAUUGA
Molecule: messenger RNA, 1207 nt
Organism: Dipodomys ordii (Ord's kangaroo rat)
Lineage: Eukaryota; Metazoa; Chordata; Mammalia; Rodentia; Heteromyidae
Gene: Rbm3
Product: RNA binding motif (RNP1, RRM) protein 3
Exons: 7
Coding region: 106-579 (157 amino acids)
Biological process (GO): regulation of translation; positive regulation of mRNA splicing, via spliceosome
Cellular component (GO): spliceosomal complex
Molecular function (GO): ribosomal large subunit binding; RNA binding
Source: RefSeq, a predicted model, not a curated record